Messenger RNA from Helianthus annuus (common sunflower), 1090 nucleotides. Its product is annotated as vestitone reductase. Lineage: Eukaryota; Viridiplantae; Streptophyta; Magnoliopsida; Asterales; Asteraceae. Gene Ontology annotation, molecular function: oxidoreductase activity, acting on the CH-OH group of donors, NAD or NADP as acceptor. The record is from RefSeq and is a predicted model, not a curated record. The coding region runs from base 1 to 987 and encodes 328 amino acids. The transcript is spliced from 5 exons.
AUGGAGCGCAAGGUUUGUGUGACUGGAGGUGCUGGUUACAUUGGUUCAAACCUGGUUCGUGCACUUCUACAAAAUGGUUACAUUGUCCAUGCAACUCUAAGAAACCUAGGUGAGGAAUCCAAGGUGGGACUUUUAAAGGGUUUCCCAGGUGCAGAAGAAAGGCUUCAUUUGUUUGAAGCUGAUAUAUACAAACCACAAGAGUUUGAAAAGGCAAUACAAGGAUGUGUCUUUGUUUUCCAUGUUGCAACCCCUUUGUUUCACACCACAGGGUAUAAGUAUAACGACGUGGUUGAGGCAACAGUUGGUGCAGCAAAGACGAUCACAAAUGCUUGCAUAAAUUCGGGAACAGUGAAGCGGCUCAUCUACACCUCUUCUGUUGUUGCAGCUUCGCCUUUGAAAUAUGAUGGGAGUGGUUAUAAAAUCACCAUUGAUGAAAGUUGUUGGACACCACUUCAUCUCAGUGUCCCGUUUGCGGGUGAUUCCGUGCAGAACUACACACCAGCAAAAACAAAAUCAGAGCAAGAACUGUUGAAAAUCUUGGAACAAAAGCCAAAUGGGUUAGAGGUGGUGACAUUAGGUCUUGGGCUGGUUGGUGGCGGAGUCCCUUCAACAACUACACUGGUGAUUGUAUCACCAAUAACCAAUAAUGUGAUAAGGUACCAAGAACAAAGGUACUUAGAAGCAUUGCUAGGAAAGGUCCCCAUCAUACACAUUGAAGACGCUUGUCGAGCUCAUAUCUUUUGCGCAGAAACGCCAUCAUUAAAAGGGAGGUUCUUAUGUGCUAGUUCGUUUGUUUCAUGUGCCGAAAUCGCCAAAUACUAUCAAAAAGCCUAUCCACAACUGAACCAUGAAUACUUGGAAGAACAUGGGAAAGAAGUCAAAUGGGGAUCCAGAAAACUUGAAGAUAAAGGUUUUUCUUACAAAUAUAGUAUGGAGAUGAUCUUAGAUGAUUGUCUUGAAUGUGCCAAGAGAUCAGGCAUUGUCUAGCAAUAAUUACUUUUAAACUGUAUGGUGUUUGUUCAAUAAAGAUUCAUGCAUUUGAAAUUCGUUUGUUGAAUAUAUCUUCCACAAGAAGAUACCUUUUCCGACG